Messenger RNA from Exophiala spinifera, 1848 nucleotides. RefSeq lists its product as uncharacterized. Gene Ontology annotation, biological process: microtubule cytoskeleton organization; microtubule-based movement. Gene Ontology annotation, molecular function: dynein heavy chain binding. Gene Ontology annotation, cellular component: centrosome; cytoplasmic dynein complex. The coding region runs from base 1 to 1848 and encodes 615 amino acids. NCBI's taxonomy places the organism in Eukaryota, Fungi, Ascomycota, Eurotiomycetes, Chaetothyriales, Herpotrichiellaceae. The record is from RefSeq and is a predicted model, not a curated record. The transcript has a single exon.
AUGUUGGCGGCAUCGCAACCAAUCUCCAGCUUCACCUCCCUACCCGCAUCUCGAUCCGUGUCCAGACGGCCAGUCAGCAAGGAUGGAGACAAGCCAGCGAUAUGGGUUCCGAUGCUCAACAGCGCGUCGAAAGGCAAAGACUUGACAGAGAAACAACUCAUCGUCCUCGGCGGCAGCCCUGAUCACCAGCGCGAGUUCCUCGAACAGCUGAAUCCUCCCAACCUGCGCUCUCGAUAUUCCAACAACGACAGACGGAGACAACCGCGGACAGUACCCCUGUCGAAUCGUUACGCACUAGGCUAUACAUACCACGAUGUGCUGGACGCCGAUCAAGAAGACGUCCUGGCAAGACUGAACGUUUACACGCUGUCGAACUCGAGCGCCAACUUCGCCCCACUGCUGAAGCCUCUCUUCACCCCCAAAACGGUCAAGGACACCCUCAUAACGAUCCUACUGGACUGGCAAGAUCCUUUCAAGUGGGCGAGACAACUGCGACAGUGGAUCCGGCUGCUUCGAUCCGUCAUACUCAGUUUGGACGAUCAAACCAAGAUCGAGAUGGAAGAGGUCAUGACGGCGUGGAAGGAGAAACGAGUCGGACCGGACGCACCAUCGGUGCAGCCUGGAGGAACGGCGGCGGCGGCGACGGGCGAGCAGAAAUCAAUAGGUGCAGUCGUGCCCCCAGGGCCAGGGGAAUGGGACGAGGGAUUGGGAAUACCACUGUCCGUCGUGUGUAUCCAGGCAGAAAAGAUCGAGAUCCUGGAACGGGAGAACAGUUGGGGAGAAGACCAGUUCGACUUUCUCAUGCAAUGGCUGCGAUGCGUUCUACUCAAGCACGGUGCUUCCCUAGUCUACACUGCGACGUUUGACCCAAACCAUGUGCGGACGCUGAUCCAUUCGAGCUUGAGCAUACAUUCUCUCCUGAAACGGGAAGUCGCCAAACACAACAUCAUCGACCGAGAUAAGAUCCUGGUUCCGCCGAAUUGGGACUCUUGGGGGAAGAUACGAAUCCUCAAGGAAGGCUUUGAUCCGGAAGCCGUGGGUAAUGCGUGGUCCGUGGAGAUCCAAGAACCCCCCGAACAGACGCUGGACCUGUCGACGAAACCUCAGUCAUCCCAACCGGACAAACUACUUUUGGCUCAGAACGGCGACGCGACGACGCCCGAAUCCGAGUCGGCGGUGCAGGCGUACGAAUCUACACUCCGCAACCCAACAGACUCCAGACCGGCGUUCCAACCACGCACGCACGACGAAACGGUAACCGUGCCGAGCGCGCAGGAGUUCCUCCAGGUGCAGUAUGAAAAUCUAGAAAAACUCAAGGCCGAAGACGAAAAGGCCGAACGAAAGUCCCGCAAGGGUGCGCCCGCUCCGUCCGGCGGGGUAGUCGACGGCGCAGAAGAGGCCAUCAAAGGCGUCUCGAAUCCCAGGAUGGCAGACCACAUUGGUCCGUAUCAGAUUAACGUGAAUGGGAUCGAUUUCGACGCCGAGGAAGCGACGAGACGGCUACGCGAGCGCGAGAAUGAGCGAGCAGCGGCAGCGGCGGAAAGGAGGGGUGUCACGUCUGUAGCCGGUGGUGCAGGAGGAAGUGGUACCAGCAGCACGCCCAUGCGUAGGCAAGGAAGUGAAGCCGGAGGUACGGAGAGUGGCACAGCAACGCCGCCCGUUCCGUCCUCUGUAUCGAGCGCAUACGACAAGCAGAGCAACAGGGCCGCCGCCGACUUUUUCGCAAACCUCAUCAAAAAGGACAAAAAGGGCGGAGUCAGCGCCGGAGCAAGUCCGACGAGGAUGCCUGGUUCUGGGAGUCCGCUCGUUCGAGGGAUGGCGGGAGAAGAGAGGAGAAGGGAGUCGUGA